AUGGAAGAAGAUAUGGGGAAAGGACUCCAAAUGAAAAGUCAAGACGAGCUAAUUGGUGAAAGGGUGCCAGCGCAAACAACAUCUAAAGAUAAAUUCGUUGACGCCAAAUCUGAUCUUCUUUCAACAAUACCGAGAACAAAAGAAGAACAUGAAGAACUUGACAAUUUAAACAAUAAUUUUAGCGAAAGAUUGGAAGAUUUGAACAAGAAGACGAGCUUUCCAGAAGGAAAAGGGGAAACAAUCGAGGAUGAAGACAAGAUUAACAAGAAUAAAAACGUGCAGUGA
This is a messenger RNA of Rhizophagus irregularis DAOM 181602=DAOM 197198, 285 nucleotides long. RefSeq lists its product as uncharacterized. NCBI's taxonomy places the organism in Eukaryota, Fungi, Glomeromycota, Glomeromycetes, Glomerales, Glomeraceae. The record is from RefSeq and is a predicted model, not a curated record.